AUGCCCCGCUUUAAUCGACGGGAGCAGCUCCCGCUCCAUAUCAAGCGCGCUAUUUGCGCGCACCACGUCGACAACCCCCGCCUGCGUCAUGUUGACCUGGCGAGGUGGUGCUACACGCAGUACGGAUUGCGCGCGGAUCGCUCCACCGUCGGCCGCAUAUUGAAGCUCGCCGAGCGAUGGGCUGUCACGGCAACCGGUGACAACCAAGUGCGCCGUCGAGGUGGCGCAUGGCCUGAGCUGGAGCAGGCCAUGGCGCGGUGGAUCGCAAACGCAGGGCCCGCUGGCGUGCCUCUGACGCUGCAGACCAUCCGCGGCCAUGUCGCGACGAUGUCCCAGAACAUGGGCAUUCCGCCCUCAUUCCGCUGCUCCAUCGGCUGGGUGCGCCGUGCUUUGAGGCGCCAGGGAGUGAGGUGCCGUGCAGCACAAGGCGAGGCGGCUAGCGCGGACAUGGCCGCCGUACGCCACGCACGUGAGAAGCUGCCGCAACUCCUCACGCAUCUCGGUGUCACCCCGCGGGACACUUUCAACCUCGAUGAGACGGCGCUCUGGCUGUCAGUCCUCCCUCGGCGCACUUACAGCAACGGCCGCAUUCCCGGCCGCAAAGUAUCGAAGGAGCGGCUCACCGUGGCAUUCCUCGUGAAUGCUGACGGGAGCCACAUAUUCCGACCACUCGUGAUCAUGUACGUUCCGCCUUCCCCUCCCUUCCCGUCCCUGCAGUUAUUCACACAUUUCAUAUUGCAGCUCAAUGCUGCGAUGUACGCCGAAGGUCGCAAGAUCGUGUUGCUGCUCGACAUCGCGAGCAGCCACAUGCUCCGCUCUGAGCUCGCAUGGAGCGAGAUCGUCUGCGGCAUGCGGACGACCUGCAUGAGCAACGUGCAGCUCGUCUUCCUGCCGCCGAAUACCACCGCAUUCAAACAGCUGCUCGAUCAAGGCAUCAUAGCCACCGUAAAGGCCCGCUACCGACAGCAUUGGCUGCGGGCCUUCUCGGCCUUGUGGAACGGCGACGGCGCGACUUCCGCCGUCGCGCGUUUCUGCCCAAACUUGCGCGAUGUCCUCGCGUGGCUGUCGGACGCGUGGACCUCGGUCGGCGCGCGCACCAUUCAACGGUGCUGGUGGCGCACGGGGUGUCUGCCGCUCUCGUGGUCCCUGGAGCUUACGCAGGUACACGACGAUGAGCCCUCCCCCGCCGUCUACCCCGACAUCGAGCUCGACGACGACAUCGACGAUGUCGGGACGCUUAUUAGCGGGCUCGCCCUCGGGAAUGCGACGAUGACGGCCGCAGAGUACGUCGCCAUCGACGACGACGAACCAACGUGCGCCGAGGGCGCUGCGGGACAGCCCACGACUGAGCCGGAGGCGGGCCUAGAGGUGGAGCUCUGGCACGCGCCGACGACCAUGCAAGCCGUCUACGACGACGCCGACCCAGUGUGCCGCGAAGCGCGGCGCACUGCACGGGCGGCAUGCGAGAUGCUCAUCGGAUAUGCACGGGCCACCCGCAUCACGCCGCGCGAUCUGUGCCAUCUGCUCGAUAUUCGCAACCCCAUCGUAAUUGCGCGGAUGGAGCGGGCGAGCCUGUCAUUCAACCUCAACGUGGCGCCUCAGCCCGUACCCUCCCCGGGCGCAACUUCCACGCCCGAGACCCCUCGUCCGCGCGGCCGUGUGCUGCCCGGUUGGAUGACCCGUCCGUCUCGCCGUCAGGAGUUGUUUGACGCCGGUGUGGGCGCUGUGAUGGACGGGUAUGUGGACGCGGCUGAGUGGAUGCGUCUGUGA
Closterium sp. NIES-65 is the source of this 1770-nucleotide messenger RNA. NCBI's taxonomy places the organism in Eukaryota, Viridiplantae, Streptophyta, Zygnematophyceae, Desmidiales, Closteriaceae. The record is from the annotation of a GenBank genome assembly.